Molecule: messenger RNA, 1122 nt
Organism: Pseudozyma hubeiensis SY62
Lineage: Eukaryota; Fungi; Basidiomycota; Ustilaginomycetes; Ustilaginales; Ustilaginaceae
Exons: 1
Coding region: 1-1122 (373 amino acids)
Molecular function (GO): protein binding
Source: RefSeq, a predicted model, not a curated record
AUGGUAGGCGCAACAUCUGCACAGAUCAGCUCGGCUGAGGGCAUCAACUCGCUGCGGAAUGCAUCUCUCGCCUCCACCCAUACACCACGACCUUGUCUACACUCAACGCUCAAUGCAGAAGCUCGUGGCCGAAACGCUUCAUCCUCGCAACCGCCGAAGUCCGGCGACAAAGCUAGCCUCCAAGUGCCAUCGGAUUGGCCGGACAAUGUAGUCUACAUCACGCAGAACCUGGUCGCUCCCUCAGUGCCCGACUCGAUAGCUCAGCAAUACGUUCUGCCACCUUGUUUCUCCUCGAACAGCGAAAGCAUUGCAGGCUCGAGCACGCCCGCUUCCGUCCCACAAGCAACGCACAACGACGGACGUCCCGACACACUCUAUACAACAUCGAUACAGCAGGAAAUCUCACUUGCCAUACGUCCCAUCGAUGAGCUCACUCCUUGGUGUGCAGAUUCUUAUCACUCCACCAGCCGCAACUUGACGUGUCAUCCUGCUGCGGGAUCGCACGGUCUCUUUGCCGCACAAGAGAUUUCACCGGAUACGUUCAUCAGACCCUACCUCGGCGUACUUCACACAAAGACGGAUGCAGAUUUCCAUUCGACCUACGACUUGAGCCUUUGUCACGACCCAAGGCUUUCUACCCCACCGUCGGAUAGCUCCGAAGAUGUGACCAAGCAGAUUCAGGCUCUGUCUCUAGAGGAAAAGCGAGGAGACGAGCAUGACGCAACCGCCCUCUACCUCGACAGCCGCUAUUGGGGCAACGAAUCACGUUUCGUCAACGACUACCGUGGUAUCGCCCUCAAACCCAACGUCGAGUUCCGAUCUUUCAGCCAACUGCAAGACGGUGUCGAGCGAUUUCAGAUGGGUCUGUUUACCACCAGAUUGGUUCGAAAGGGCCAAGAACUGCUCAUCAACUACGGCAAGAGCUUUUGGGUUCACCAUGACCAACUCCAGGCUGAAAAGGCGACCAAGGAAGUGUCCGCUUCAGUACCAGUCAAACAACCUGCAGCCAAGGCCAAAUCUCUCGAUCCCAUUCAGGCCAUGUUGCAACGAAGUCGACUGCGUGUCUCCAAGACUGCUCCCUCCAAUCCACGACCACCUCAUCAACCCAACACACGCUCAUAG